AGUUUGCUUGACGCCGGUCAGUCAUGUUGUGAAAUGUUUCUUUGUACCUGCCUCUUCUAUGCAUGGAUAAUCAUUUACUAUGUGUUUUCAACAGAAGAGGACCACAUCAAAGUGUGCAACUCAAAGGCGACCAAAGAUGUUUCGACUCAUAGUUAUGCCAUAGUUAGUAUGGACGGAAACCCCGCUCCCCAGUCCGAAUGGAAAUGUCUCGUUGCGUCGCAGCAACGUUCAGUCCUGACCCUUCAAAGAUGUAAUUUCUCUGAUUCCAAACAAGUAUGGUAUAGAAAAGACAAUAACACCUUGAUCAAUGCAUUUUCGAUUGAAUGUUUGGACUGGAAGAAUGGUGAAUCCGGGAAUGCAGGUGACAUCGUCCUCCAACAGUGUAAUGAUUCAAGCAUAACACAGAAAUGGGAAUGUAAUCGUACUAGCGGAUGUACAAGUUUAACAUCUUCAAUAUUAGGAAAAAAAUAUCGUAUACAUGUUAAUGAUACUAAAAUUACGGUUGCACCAUUUUAUGACCCAAGUAUUUGCACUGGUUGGAGAUUCAUAAAAUUAAAUAAUAGCCAAAUCAAUGGGGAUAACGAAAAACUAUUUUGCAAACAACAUUGGAAACCUUGUCGGCCUCCUCUUGCUGGAUUAGAUUCAUUCUUAGUUUCACCUUCCACGGCUGCAUCUAUUAUUCACGAUGCUGGUUUAUUUCAUCGUCACAAAGGAAACAUUGUCGGGCGGAAAAGCUGCUACGAACACGAUGACACAGUCGUCAUCUGCUGUGAUCCUGGAUACGAAGGAUUAGAAGAUAAAUCUCCGUUUAAAAUAUUAACAUGUGUCGAUGGUGAAUGGUCAGAUGAUCGUCCAGUUUAUUGUGUAAAAAAAUAUUGUGGGCCACCACCAAAAGAAAAAUUUUCAGCAGCAAUUGGCUCCAACUUCAGAUUUGGCGAUGUCGUUAGGUAUGAAUGUGUCCUUGGAUAUAAAGGAAUCCCUACUACAAGAUUAUGUGGAACGAUGGGAAGAUGGGUGGGGAAAAGACCAACAUGUGUCUCCAAUUGUGAAUUUAAUAUAACGGCGGAGUCAGGUAUAAUCAGAUCACCGAGAUAUCCUGGGCCAUACGACCACCUUCGACAAUGCAAAUGGUUUAUAACCAUUCCAAAAGGAUUGAAAAUUGUAUUUUGGGUUCGAGAUUUUUAUGUGGAACCAAGCUCAAUUUUAACGACGACUUGUCAUCACGAUGUAUUCUUUAUAACGGAAGGCAACAAAACUUUAGAUUACUGUGGAUCAACCGGACCCGAUGGUUGGAUUUCUAAAGGAAAUAACGUUACGGUCGGUUUUCGUUCUGAUCAUUCCCAAGCAUUUAAAGGCUUCAAGAUUGAAUUUGUGUCGUGGAAUUCAAGCGAUACUCCAGUACCAAUAAAACCCAUAAGAAAUGGAACAUUCCCCGAUGAAGAAAUAAGAUCGCACGUUCACGUUUCUACAGAAUAUGCAAGAUAUUAUUUAGAGGCAAUCUACGUCAUUCUAGCAUUUCUUGGACUCGGUUGUAUUUGUGCUAUAAUCUUUUAUCACGUGUUUGACUGGGGCAGAGUUCAACCGAUAACAGAAUCCGUUACGAGUCGUUUGGGCUGGGGCUCAAGAUCUGCAAUGUCGAAUGCAGAAGACCAGGAUGACGACUUGUCGAUUAUAGAAGAAGGAGACGACGAAGGUGGCUCAGAAGAAACCAGCAUCAAAAACGAUGAAAGACAAUAAAACAGUAACAUUGCGAAUGCAGUAUAUUAAUAUAUCUUAUAUUGUAUUUAACUCAAGUGUAAAAUAUAUCAUAAAGCAACAU
Messenger RNA from Styela clava, 1819 nucleotides. RefSeq lists its product as uncharacterized. Lineage: Eukaryota; Metazoa; Chordata; Ascidiacea; Stolidobranchia; Styelidae. The record is from RefSeq and is a predicted model, not a curated record.